AUGGUCCUGCUCAAGCUCUCUCUCAUGGCCUUCAGCUUCGUCUUCUGGGCGGCGGGGCUGACCAUGCUCACCCUGGGCAUCUGGGCCAAGAUCUCGCUGGGCAGCUACCUGGUGCUGUCCGCCAAUCAGUACCCCAACACCGCCUUCAUCCUGCUGGCCGCGGGUGCCGCCGUCCUGGUCUGGGGCUUCCUGGGCUGCUUCAGCGCCGCCACCGAGCACCGCUGCCUCCUGCGCACUUACGCGGCCUUCCAGCUGGCAGUGCUGGCGGCCGGGCUGGCAGCGGGGCUCUCGGCCUUGUUCUACCGCAGGGCCAUAGCCGAGGGCUUCCGGGCCGGGCUGCGGGAGGCGGUGCGCGCCUACGGCGAGGACGAGCAGAAGGCGGACGCCCUGGACUCCCUGCAGCGCGCCCUGGACUGCUGCGGGGCCGAGAGCUACCGCGACUGGCUCGCCUCGCCCUGGUCCCUGGCGCAGCCGGCGCGCAACGGCUCGGUGCCGGGCAGCUGCUGCCUGGCGCGCCGGGGCUGCCAACACAGCCCGCUGCCGCCCGAAGCCCGCGGCAUCCACCGCGACGGCUGCUUCGCCAAGGUCUCCGGCUUCGUCAGCGACAACCUCUUCUACAUCGCCACGGCCGCGCUGGGGCUGGCGCUGCUGCAGGGCGUGGGCAUCGUGCUGGCCUGCCUGCUGGCCGCCCGCCUGCGCCCCGCGCCCGCGCUGAGCAACGCCCUUCCACCUGUGCCGUGCGCGGUUCCAGCGCUCCGCCCUGAUCAGCCCGCCCCGCAGAAGCCCGGCGGGGUUCCCCCACGCCCCGCCCCCGACAGCAGCAGCCCGGCUGGGAGGUUCCCAGUGCCCGGCCCGGGGUGUUCCCAGCGCCCGGCCCCGCCCGCAGCGCUCGGUCGGGGGGCUCCCAGCGCCCAGUUCCGAUAG
This is a messenger RNA of Chelonoidis abingdonii (Abingdon island giant tortoise), 924 nucleotides long. RefSeq names its product tetraspanin-7-like. Gene Ontology annotation, cellular component: plasma membrane. NCBI's taxonomy places the organism in Eukaryota, Metazoa, Chordata, Testudines, Testudinidae. The record is from RefSeq and is a predicted model, not a curated record.